This is a messenger RNA of Malurus melanocephalus (red-backed fairy wren), 2274 nucleotides long. RefSeq names its product WD repeat domain 93 (gene WDR93). The transcript has 15 exons. Gene Ontology annotation, biological process: electron transport chain. NCBI's taxonomy places the organism in Eukaryota, Metazoa, Chordata, Aves, Passeriformes, Maluridae. Gene Ontology annotation, molecular function: protein binding. Bases 84 to 2102 code for a protein of 672 amino acids. The record is from RefSeq and is a predicted model, not a curated record.
AGAUAUUGUAGGCUUCUUCGUUCUUCUGCAUCCAGGGUGAUUCCUGCAGCCGUGGUGCGUUUUGCAUCUGGAAGGGUAGAACCAUGGCAGUGAAUACCCCGGAGCGUCUCCGGGAAAUUCCCUCACCGUCUGAAAAGGACUGGCAAAAGGAUGAUGAGGAAGACUUCUUCCUGCUGGAUCCUGAUCGAGAGCGUGAUGCAUUGCCUCAGCCCUUCAGGAUGAUCAGGAAACUGCUGAUGCAGGUUUUUGAGAGUGCUAUGGAAAUCAUUGAAAGAAGGGAGAUGCUCCGAGAAGCACAAAACCURAAAGUCCAGCCCAGAAAAUGCUUUCCUACAGCUUCAUUCCAGGUAACUGGAAGAGCCAAUUGCCUUGCACUGUCUGGAAAAUACAUCUUUGUUGGCCUGUCCAUGGGUCUGACUGCCUUCAGCAAGGGAAACUUGAAGGAUGUCUGUGCUUGGGAUGCAGCCAAGACAGAGAUCUGUGCCAUCCAUGCCUCGGAUUUAGGGAACGAGUGCCACGUCCUGCUUGCUGUGGAUGAAAUGGGGCUUGUCUGGCUCCUCUUCUUUCACAAGGAAAGCUUCCUUCUCACUAAAGUCCUAAAUGAAGUGGCAGAUAUCAGCCAGAGAAGCGCUUGUGUGGAGGUGGUGCUGUCCCGCCGAGGUGAUUAUGCAGGAAUCCUGCUGCAAGACAGCACAAAAGCUUGGCUGGAGAUCUACCAAUUGCCUAAGGAUUCCUGGCUGACAGAGAUGGAAAAGAAAGCAGUUGCUGCAGAAGCGCUGGCUUGCAGUGAGAGCUUCUCUUCUGAGGAGCCUCCUGUGUCUGCAAUCCAAGCUGAUGUACAGCUGGAUCUCCCAGUGCUGCUGCUGACAGUGAGGCCACCCAAACCCAUUACAGGCACGAGUUUCAAAGGCCCCGUGGAUGCCCUGAAGGARGUGGAUGAUGGCAGCAUGCUUGGCUUGGGGUACAACCACCUGAUCAAGGAUUCCCAGUGGGAGCUGCAGGAAGCAAUCUUCCGUAGCACUUACCGGGAGUAUCUGGAGGCUGAGGGUGUGACCAAGGAGGAGAUCCCCAGACAUGCUACCUUUCAUUUCCUCCUGCCUAGCCGGAUCCUGAUGGGACCUGAAAUGAAARUGCAGCCAGAUAUUCCAGUUGGCAUCGGUGUGCACUGGGAUGGAAAUCACAAUUUCUGCUUGUACUUACUUAACCGUUCACUCAAGGAGAAAGGAGGUUCUGAUCUGAAGCCUGAUGUUGUGUGGCCGUGUGCAGCUCCAAUUGCAUGCUCAGCUGUCAGCUCCUGCUCCAGGUACCUGGCACUGGCAGGUGAAGAUGCAACAAUAACUAUUUGGGAUAAACACCUAGGAUACCCUCUGUCUGUGACUGCCAUUCUAGAGGAACGUUUCAUCCGUAGUAUCCACUUUCUGUGUGAUUCUGCAGCUGCCAGUGAUGAGACACCUAUUACAGAUCCUGUCUGUCCCAUCCUACAGCUUCUAGUGCUGUGUACAGACAGCUCUUUCUAUUUGGUGAAAGCACCCAGGCUCGGGAAGUCCAGCAUCACACUCCUGGCAGACAGGCCUGAAGAUCCAAAUCUUACUGUCAGUGCAGUGGUGCCUGUCCAGGCCUUCCCCAGUGCAGCCCUGAUCUUCUCCUGGGAUGGCACGGUGGCCCUGAUGAACACUGAAACAUCACAAAUGGUUCACUGCUUCUAUAUUCCACCUCCUCAUGCUGUAGCAUCCUCCUGGCAGCCAGUGUUUGCAGUGGACAAUGUGACCUGCUGCUUGGUACUUCGAGGAGAUGAGCAGCAGCARCCAGAUGAAUCAGUCCAGAGCAAAGACAUUCAUAGCACAAUCUUCCUUUUUGACUUCAAUUUCUACCCACUGAGGGAUGCUUUUCCAAAGAAACCAGAUUUGCCUCUCAAAUCCUUUCAGGAACUGCAAUGGAUUGAGAGAUGUAACAUUUUCUUAGCUGAUAGGUUUCGCCUUCUGCCUGAGAGGCAGCAGGUACUGCUGGAAAUGGAGGAGCAGCAAUACUGGGAUUGUCUGCAGACACAAGCAGCUGCUAUGGACAGUGARAUACAGAAAGCAAAGGGAGAGAAGAAGAAGUAGCCAGCCUUGCAUCCUGAGGGCCAGGCUCAUGAUCCAGCACUGACAUUUUAACAGACACUGUUCCACUYAUCUCUGUCCCAGAGACCUGGAGCAUCAGAGCAGUCUGGUGUGUCACAAUAAUACACAGGACCUUAAUGAAACCUUUCCUCCAAUAAAAGUCUCUUGCUCUUCA